UAGAACGCAAAUAGGUUUAAAGUCUCGGGGCUUUACGCGAACGAAUCUGAAUAUAGGCCUCGGUCGGAGUCGACUUUGACCGCGCGCGCAUACGCUCAUACGCUCAACUGAUGACGCGUGCUCGCGCUUGCUCUCUCCCCCCUUAGGAUAAUGAGCGAGGGGUUUAGCGGGGAAGGGAGGACAAGAUACGGAAAACGCGUGUAAAACCAUAGCAGCAGGAAGGGAGGGCGGCACAGCAGGCAUUCCCGUCUUGGAGAAGAGUGGGGGAAGCCGGUAUCUCCGGGUUCAUGCUCCCUCAAGAGAGAGAGUUCGAGUCAGUCUUGUGAUCAGACUCCGAGCGUUCGUAGCUCGUUCUUCUUCAUCUUCCUCUACAAAUGAACGGACAAGCGAGCGAAUCAAAGUUGCAAUAGUUGUCUCAUCUCUCUAAUCGUUUCAAGAUCGAUUGUUCUCGACACUUUCUGAUAUCUAAUUCGUCGAGAUCUUUUUGUCUACUUUGUUCUCCCACGACGUUAGGUUAACUUUCGUCAGUUUCAUCAAGUUUCGCUUUUUGGCGACCUUCAGAGCUAGCUGCUUUAACAUAGCAGCUACGGAUUAAGAGUUGCACGAAGAGGAGAAAGAGAGAGAGACAGAGAACGAAAAAUCGUAUAAUUUCGAUCUCUCGUUGAUACGAGAUAGAAAGUGCGAAAGUUCUCGCGAAAGUUUGAUCGGCAAUUUCACAACGUGUCCAGCGAGUGAGCGAGUAAGCGAGCGAGUGAGCGAGCGCGGUAAUCGUCAGAGUAAGUUAAAGAAAGAAAGGCAGAGAAAGAGAGAGAGAGGUGAGUGUCUCGUGCACAAGCGACGUGAUUAUUCCAAGCAUGCACACCCUGAGGAGGCCCGAAAUUCUACAGUACGAAGGUGGCAUCAUGUCUGGUUAUCAAGUGUGCGGCGAUUUCCGGCGAGUCUAUCAUGAAUUACUGCAACGGUAUAUGGAUAUCGGCGAGGAUAUUGGGGUUCCCGAGGAUUUUACAAAGAGCGAGAUGAACUCGGGAACGUGGUGGCGUCAUUUGGUGUCCGGUGGCAUCGCCGGUACUGUUUCGCGUACCUGCACCGCUCCUUUAGAUCGCAUCAAGGUCUACCUGCAGGUCCACGGCACACGACACUGCAAUAUCAUGAGUUGCUUCAGGUACAUGGUGCGCGAGGGCGGCCUGCGCAGUCUGUGGCGUGGUAACGGCAUUAACGUGCUCAAGAUCGCGCCGGAGUCAGCGCUCAAGUUCAUGGCAUACGACCAGUUGAAAAAGGCCAUCAAGGGAACAGACGAAAAAUGCGAACUUGGUUUAUUCGAGCGCUUCUGUGCAGGGUCCUGCGCCGGCGGUAUUAGUCAGACUGUCGUUUACCCCCUCGAGGUGCUGAAAACUAGACUGGCGUUGCGGAAAACGGGCGAAUAUAGCGGAAUGAUCGACGCGAUCAGAAAGAUAUAUAGACAAGGUGGUAUAUCGUCCUUCUACAGAGGCUACAUUCCUAAUCUGAUCGGGAUAAUUCCGUACGCGGGCAUCGAUCUUGCCGUUUACGAGACGUUGAAGAAUAGCAUUGUUAUACAUAAACCGCUAUCUAUCUAUGACAAGAAAGAGAAACCGGCGUUUUGGAUCCUAUUGUUAUGUGGCACUAUGUCGAGCACGGCGGGUCAAGUGUGCUCGUAUCCACUCGCGUUAGUGCGUACACGUUUGCAAGCGGAAAUCGUACCCGUACCCGGCACACCUCAAACUAUGAUCAGCAUGUUCAAAGAUAUCAUCAGUCGAGAGGGCCUGCGCGGCCUUUAUCGCGGUAUUACACCCAACUUUCUCAAGGUUGCACCCUCAGUUUCGAUUAGCUAUGUGGUGUACGAGCACUUCCGACAUGCAUUGGGCGUCAACAUGACGUGAUAAACAUGCACACUAGGCCAUUUUUAUUAAUUAACUCAAUUAAUUUAUUUCCUUUCUCUCUUUGUAUCUAUCUCUCUUUCGCUCUUCACUUAUCACUCACGGUGAUAAAUAAAUGAGGAAGCGCGUUCGCUCGAUCGUUGAUUCAUUUCUCGUUGAAGAUGAGAAAAAAUAGAACAUGAUGCAAGUCAUUGCUGAUGAAGAUGACGAUGUUAUGAAGAAGAAAAUAAUAGUGGCGCUUAUUUAUUAUUAAGUGUUAAUUCUCGAAGCAUCGUAUUCUUCGAGUCACAUGAUCCUAGAAUGAGGAAGAAAGGCCAGUUCUCGAUUAUCACAAUUUAGUAAAGAAACAUGUCCUAACUUUAACGGCAACGUUCGAGUCGUCGACAGAGACAUUUAAAUUAUACGCUAAUUAUGAAAUUAGCAAAAAGUUUUAUACAUUCCAUCUUUAUUUUGGGAGAUAAAAUAAGAAAUAAUAGAAAAAUUUGAAUUAAUAGUAAAAUUAUUCCUAAACUUAGCAAUAUUCUUGUAUGUCAAAAAUUGCGCCAAAAAUAAUUGUCUCCAUCGACUCGAAUAUUGUCGAAAACACGUUCCGCUACGCUACACGUAAAAAUGCAAUGCAAUGUGAUGUGACACGAUAUGAUGUGACGUAAUGCAAUGUUUUGACCGACCUGAAACAGCGUGAGAUUUCGUUACGAUUGCGGUUUCUUGUUUCAAAGCUGGAAGAUAGCAAGUUUAAUACUGACACUGUGAUACGUAUAUUAUAACUGUAUGAACCAGAUAAUUUAAAUUUUUUUUGUAUGCUUUCUCUCAGCACGUCGUUUUGUUUGUUUUCCUUUUAUGCCCAAUAUCUUGUGAACGAGACGAGAAAGUAGCGAGCAAAAUUAUAUUUAGAAAUCGUAUAAAAUUUUUUUUACGUAUUUUAUUUUUCUUUAAAGGAAAGCUACUGGUACACGGAAUAUAAGCAUGGAAUUCAAAUAGAAGAGAGAUUCGUUAAAUUAAACAUAGAAUCAAGUCAAGUCUGAAAAGUUUCGAAUUUUUUAAAUUAAUGACUAUUACUAAUUUUCGUGAAUGUACGUAAAGAUUCAUUGAAACAGAAUAAAUAUGAAACCUUGAAAUUAAAUUAAA
This is a messenger RNA of Odontomachus brunneus, 3020 nucleotides long. It is a transcript of the gene SCaMC, whose product is annotated as calcium-binding mitochondrial carrier protein SCaMC-2. The coding region runs from base 855 to 1898 and encodes 347 amino acids. The transcript is spliced from 6 exons. Gene Ontology annotation, cellular component: mitochondrial inner membrane. Gene Ontology annotation, biological process: transmembrane transport. Lineage: Eukaryota; Metazoa; Arthropoda; Insecta; Hymenoptera; Formicidae. Gene Ontology annotation, molecular function: ATP transmembrane transporter activity; calcium ion binding. The record is from RefSeq and is a predicted model, not a curated record.